Messenger RNA from Adineta ricciae, 1356 nucleotides. NCBI's taxonomy places the organism in Eukaryota, Metazoa, Rotifera, Eurotatoria, Adinetida, Adinetidae. The record is from the annotation of a GenBank genome assembly.
AUGAUUAUAUAUAAUCGUUCCUUAAUAUCGAACAACAAUUCGAUUAAAGUUAAUCUUCCUUCUUUUCCACCAGUUGGUUGGCAACCAGUUGGUCAUAAUUAUGAAGAACAAAGUCGUCUACGUGAUAUGUCUAUUGUUGCUGCUGCUUGGCCAGAAACAGCUGAAGAUAAUAUACCUACAGUACCAUGUUUAUCAGCUGAUGGCCAUUUGCUUGUGUUAAGUGUUGCAGCAAGUCGUGUACGUUACGGAACAAGCGUAACAUUUAUGAUAGUUUAUCCAACUGAUGUGAAACGAGUUUUACCCAAAACAAUUCCGUCCGAUCCAAUUUUUCCAAAUAAAUUAAGUUUAUGGUGCAUCUUUAGUGAUGGGUCGGUGACACCAGCUUAUGAUUACGAUCAGAACUAUGGAAAUGAUCGUGUUUCGCUUUUAGAUUGUCCACUUACGUCAUUUGCAAGUGAAGAAUUAUGGAAAUAUAAACGAACAUUACGUGUAUAUCUCGCCUCAACAACAAACAAAGAUAGAAAUAUACCCAUAUUAAAAGCUUUUGUCAACGUUCCAAAAUCAUCUGUGAAUUCAAAAAAUACGAGUCAAGAAUUCUUCGUAAUGUGUACAUCACCUCUGCAUAAUAAAGCUGAUUAUAUCAUUCAAUGGAUCGAAUUUCAUCGAUUAGUUGGAUUUCAGAAAUUUGUUAUUUAUAAUACAACUGAUACAAAUAAUCAUCUUUUAUCUAUUGUCAACAUUUAUUCUAAAAGAAAUCCAGGUGUUGUUGAUAUUGUACAAUGGAAUUUUUCACAUCUUGGUCUAGCAGAUGUUUUAUCAACACGAUAUUUUCAAGUCGAAGCUUUACAUGACUGUCUCAUACGUUAUGGUGAUCAAUCACAUUGGUUAGGAAUGUUAGAUCUCGAUGAAUAUAUUGUACCACUUCUACCAUAUAAAACGAUUGCUGAUUAUGUUCAUGAUACUUAUGGUCGACGCAUAAUAGGAUCAAUUAAUCUAUGGAGUCAAUUUUUUUGUACAAAGUAUUCUGAUAGUUAUACAUCCGUUGAAAAUAAUACGAAUCAUCUGACUAUUGAACGAUUUACAUAUCGCGCAAAAGAUUUAUUUAAGAGUGGACGUGAGAAAUAUUUAUAUCGACCACAAUUUGUCCAAUAUUUAUCUAUUCAUCAUCAGGUAAUCGGACUCUCUAAACAACAACCUUCAAAUAAUCAUAUCACAUUAGCACAUUACGCACCCAUGACUAUGUUACGAUCAAUGCCUGGUUGUAAAAUUAAUGAAUACGUAGAGGAUACAAGUAUUCGAGAUCGAUUCGCAAACAGAACGAAAGCAGCAGUAGCAGUUUUAAUGGAGAGAAAUUAA